Molecule: messenger RNA, 1413 nt
Organism: Didymosphaeria variabile
Lineage: Eukaryota; Fungi; Ascomycota; Dothideomycetes; Pleosporales; Didymosphaeriaceae
Exons: 1
Coding region: 1-1413 (470 amino acids)
Biological process (GO): amino acid transmembrane transport
Cellular component (GO): vacuolar membrane
Molecular function (GO): amino acid transmembrane transporter activity
Source: RefSeq, a predicted model, not a curated record
AUGUCUGGACCACAUGAUUAUGGCAACACGCUUGUUCCUCCCAUGUACGAGAAGGAUGACACCAGCUCGGCCGGGAAGAAGAGCGAUCCAGAGAACAACCGACUCGACGAAGCUCCUACCAUUCAUGAAGGCCAGGAAAGAUUUAGGAGGUUGGGAUGGAAGCGGCUGACCAUCUGUCUGAUUGUCGAGGCCAUCGCUCUGGGAUCAUUGAGCGUGCCGAGUGCCUUCGCAACCGUUGGCAUGGUUGCCGGUGUGAUUUUGACCGUCGGACUGGGACUCAUCGCAAUCUACACCAGUUACGUCGUUGGCCAAGUGAAGAUGCGAUAUCCACAAGUUGACCAUUAUUCGGAUGCCGUACGACUGAUCUGGGGGAGGUUCGGAUACGAGCUGACGGGAGCCAUGUUUGCCAUCUUCCUGGUCCUCCUAGUCGGCUCGCACGCUCUUACCGGAACCAUUGCCUUCAUCAACAUAGUAGACAAGGAGAACGUUUGUGCGCUUGUUUGGGGCAUCGUCUCGGCCAUUAUCCUGCUUCUUCUCGCACUGCCGCCGACCUUUGCCGAGUUCGCCAUAUUGGGAUACAUCGACUUUGUCAGCAUCAUCAUCGCGAUUGGUGUCACCAUUAUAUCCACUGGAGUACAGGCGCACAACGCCCCAGGAGGUCUUUCGGCAGUCAACUGGUCAGCAUGGCCACCGCCAGAGACGACCUUCUACCAGGCCUUUCUUUCGACGACAAACAUCAUCUUCGCGUAUUCUUUCGCCAUCUGCCAGUUCAGCUUCAUGUCUGAGAUGCACACUCCGAAGGAUUACGUCAAGUCUAUCUGGGCGUUGGGCCUGAUUGAGAUCUUCAUCUACACUGUGACUGGAGCUCUCAUCUAUGCGUUUGUCGGUGCCGACGUAAAGAGUCCUGCGCUUUUGUCCGCCGGGACCACGGUCUCGCGUAUUGCAUUUGGAAUCGCCCUGCCUGUCAUUUUCAUCUCCGGUAGCAUCAACGGCACCGUGGUCGGACGCUACAUCAUGGACCGCGCGUUCCCAACAUCUUCGAUCCGGUACAUCAAAGGCGUCCGAGGCUGGGUUGUCUGGAUCUGCCUGCUCUCCUGCCUUACGCUUCUUGCGUGGGUAAUCGCAGAAGCUAUCCCUUUCUUCAACGCGCUGCUUGGUAUCAUGUCCGCGCUGUUCAUCUCCGGCUUCACCUUCUACUUCCCCGCGCUCUUCUGGUUCCAGCUCAUCAAGGAGGGCAAGUGGUACCAGGGCUGGAAGAACAUCUCGCUAUCCAUCUUGAACGCGUGCGUGUUCGUUAUCGGAAUUGCCAUCCUGGGAUGCGGCACGUACGCGAGUGUGCAGGAUAUAGUCACUCAGUACCAGGGAAACAGCGUGAGAGGUGCGUUUACCUGCAACUCGAACUCGUACACGUAG